Messenger RNA from Pygocentrus nattereri (red-bellied piranha), 3879 nucleotides. It is a transcript of the gene sap130b, whose product is annotated as Sin3A-associated protein b. NCBI's taxonomy places the organism in Eukaryota, Metazoa, Chordata, Actinopteri, Characiformes, Serrasalmidae. Gene Ontology annotation, biological process: negative regulation of transcription by RNA polymerase II. Gene Ontology annotation, cellular component: Sin3-type complex. The transcript is spliced from 21 exons. The coding region runs from base 99 to 3230 and encodes 1043 amino acids. The record is from RefSeq and is a predicted model, not a curated record.
CAUCGCCCCUCCCCCCAACUGGAGUUGGUCACUUUGCCGGGACACAAAACGGAUGGAGAGUCCGGGCGGCGCGUUCGAGGACCUGAUAGUGGUAGAAGAUGAGUUCUCAGCAGCAGUAUCCUCGAGCAGGACUGCCCGCUGGACUGGCCCAAGCACAGACGCCCAGCGGAAACACUACAGCGGUCCAAGGAAAGCAGACUAAUACAGGAGGCCACGAUGAAAGCAGCCGCGAUGUUGACCACGCUCCGAGCUCCAGUGCAGCAGCCGCCCUCAGAGAUGAUAAGCAAGAGACGGUGGUGGUCCGGCCGUACCCUCAGCCCCAGAUUCACGGCUCAGCGUCUACCGCGCCGCCCCCGCUGGCCCAGCACCUUGCUUUGCAGCCUGGAGCUACUGUCUCUGCUCCAGCCACCUCCAACACCUCCGCCCACCUGCCCCAGGGUGUUCCACUCACCUUCCCUGAGGGGCCAGGAAAGUCUACCCUCAAGACUCCUAUGCCCAGCCGUGUAAUUGCCCCCGCCCCAGUUUCGGCUCAGGGGCACCUCGCUGUGCCACACAAAGUGCCCAGCCACAUCACGGUUACCAUGGAGAGUGCUAUGCCACAGGCGUCUGGGAUACCCGUGGCAACCAUCAGUGGCCAGCAGGGUCAUGGUGGAAACCUGCACCGCAUCAUGGCCACCAACGUUCAGAUCAUCCGCAGUGGAACUCCUGCCUUGCAGAUCGGAUCCUCUGCGGCCCCUCAGCACCAGUUUCCCUCUCAUUUACCGAGAGGAGCUGCAGCUGCUGCUGUAAUGUCCAGUACCAAAGGAGCAACUGUGCUGAGACCAGCGUCCAGCCCAAACAACCCCGCAGGACAGCCCACGGUCCAGCACAUCAUCCACCAGCCCAUUCAGUCCCGACCCAUAGCGACCACCUCUACGCCGGUGUUGCCUACAGUGGUGGCUCCAGUCACAGCCACCAGGCCCCAGUCUCCUGUCAUUAGCACAGUGACGGCUCACUCAGGAGACCUUGUGCAUGGGCGUUCAGCUCUUACCAUUCACGCUCCUCCUGCAGCCCUGAGCAUACAACGGCCUCCUCCAGCUCGGGACACGCCCACCCGCAUUACGCUUCCUUCACACCCAGCCAUUGGUGCUCAGAAGCCCCUCCCACACUCAAUGGCACAGAAACCAAUCUUUAGCACUGUGACGCCUGUUGCAGCAGCAACAGUGGCCCCCAUUCUGGCCACUAACACUGCCCCAUCACCCACAACAGCAGGCUCUGUUCCUCAAACUCAGAUAUCUAGCAGUAAUAUUGUUACUGUGACGAUGGCCUCCCAUUCCACCCACGCCACUGCCGUAACUACUUCCACCAUCCCUGUGGCCAAAGUGGUCCCCCAGCCAAUCACACACACCUCCCCCAGAAUCCAGUCUGAGUUUCCUGGAGAGAGAGGUAACCUCAUCCCCAUCUCCGCCCACCGCUCCUCCCCCAACCCCAUCACUAUGGAGAACCGCAGCGACAACAGGCAGUCUGUUCCUGUGCAGUUUCAGUACUUUCUACCAACCUACCCAUCAGCCCCUUACCCCUUGACUCACACCUACACACCCAUCACCAGCUCCGUUUCCACCAUUCGGCCCUAUCCAGUGACAGCCCCUACAGCCGCCAUGCCUGCCCAGACCGGUGUGGGUGUGGCCUCUGCAGUGCACCUCAACUCCAUGCAGCUGAUGACCGUGGACCGAAUCGCUCAGAUCAACACCCAGAACAUCCAGCCGACUGCAGUGGCAGCACAGGGGGUGCAGCCCACAGCCAUCACAGCCCAGGGGCUCCACACCUCCACUCCUAUUAACCCACAGAGUAUCCAGCCUACGUCUGUCAACCCCCAGCAACCCCCCACUGAGGCCAAGACUUCAGUCAUGCUGCCUGAUGGUUCCACCCUGGUGGCUAACUCAAUUAACAGCACCUUCAACACCAGUCAGCCUGCUGUCACGGUAACACAGCCUCACCCACAGAGUGGUGGCUCUGGGGCUCCGGCGCUCGUGUCAUCUCCUCGGCCCAGCAUCCUGCGCAAGAAGCCUGCCAGUGAAGGUGCUGCCGUGAGGAAAAACCUGAUCCCUACUCAGCUUGGUGACUCGGGCAGGAUGGAUGGGGGACUGAGGAGCACCUCAGGGUCACCUCGACCUGCAGGAAUGAAACCCAAACCGGAUGUCCUGGUGGGUUUGGCCCCUCCGGUGACGGCUGCAGUGGAGGCUAUUUCGGUUUCGGGCCAGAAUGCUGAACAGCAGCAGAACUCUGCUCUUCCUCCAUCUCAAAUCCCUGCCCAACCCGUCUCCUCCCUACUGACCUCAGCCACGCCCCCCUCUCAGCCUGUCCCUGCUGCCAUGGCAGUAACCCCGCCCAUCCCAUCAAUGGCCAACGUUGUAGCCCCGUCUUCUCACCCAGCAGCCACCAGCACUGCAGCCUGUCCUGUUAGCUCCACCCUCCCAGAGAUUAACGUAAAGCAGGAGGCGGAGCCAAUGGACUCAUCAAAACCAGUGGGUCCAGCGCCCCCUAGUGGCACACCUGCUCUGGCAGUGCCAGCUGCUGAACUCGCCCCCGGCGCCUCGCCUAGGAAGAAACCUCGCAAGCAGCAGCAUGUGAUCUCCACUGAGGAGAGUGAGAUGAUGGAGGCCAACAGCACCGAUGAGGAAAGGGUCCUCACCAAACCGCCCAGCCAUCGGCCUGAGAAGCGCAAAUCCCCACCCAAGGAGUACAUUGAUGAGGAGGGAGUGCGGUACGUUCCUGUGAGGAUCCGCCCGCCGAUCACUCUGCUGAGACAUUACCGAAACCCCUGGAAGGCUGCAUACCACCACUUUCAGAGAUACAGCGAUGUCCGUGUCAAAGAGGAGAAGAAAGGCACGUUGCAGGAUGUGGCCAAUCAGAAGGGAGUGGUGUGUCGCGCUCAGGGCUGGAAGAUCCAUCUUUGUGCUGCUCAGCUGCUGCAGCUGACGAGUCUGGAGCAUGACGUCUACAGCCGUCUGACCACUCUACAGGAAGGUCUUAUACCGAAAAAGAAAUCUGGAGCUGAUGAUGACCUCCACCGCAUCAGUGAGCUUAUACAGGGGAACAUGCAGCGCUGUAAGCUGGUCAUGGAUCAGAUCACGGAGGCUCGGGAGGCCAUGUUGAAGGUGCUGGACCACCGAGAGCGAGUCGUGAAGCUUCUCAACAAGAACAGUAGCACCAAGAAGCUCCACAAGCUGAAGCGCAAAGACAGGGCUUGAGAGGAUUUAAAGAAAUAAGCCUACAUCAGCAGCUUACUGCUCCAGCCUGAGACUAAAGCAGGCCUCUCGAACCAUCACACCCAGCACAAACGCACCCCUGGGAUAAAAUCUCACUCUAACACCAUGUGAAGCCUUGGGCUGCUGACAUGAUGGACGAAAGUGAACAAAACUUAUUUAAAAGGAACUAAAUGAAGUGCUUUACAGGGGUACUUUCUCUCUCCCAUAAUACUUACAGAGAACUGACCAGAUGGGUCAUCAGACGGACCUUUAGGCAGAACCUGUUAGCAUUAUGGCCGUGAUACCAUCCUCAGUGUAAAAGCCUUACGUCCACAUAGAAAAAAAGCGUUGAAUUUAUUUGAUUUAAACGUGUACAAUGUAUUUUAUCAACACAAUUUUGCCUUCGCGUUUACUUACUUCUGGCAGUAAUUGUGUUGAUUAGUGAUGUUUUUUUAAUCAUGUCUAAAUGGUCCACACUUUUGGACGUACAAACGACAUUUCACUGCACUGCAGUAGACGUUCGAGGAUGGUUAGAGUAUCCACCAGUAUAUUCUGAAAGGCUGAUGCACUAAAAUCCAGGCAGCAUUCAAACUGAAGACGGCAUUCUGUAGUUCUUCACAUGUCAAAAACAGCGACGUGCUGCCUGCACAAA